CUUCCGUUUAAUGGUGUUUUUUUUUCCAUAAAAUACGUAUCAAUACGUACAGUACGUGUAUUAUACAUUUUAUCCUUAAAGCACGUGAGUUUUUCAGAAUUUUCUGAAAAAUACAUAAACAGGAGUAUUAUACGUAAUAAAAUACGUAUCAAUACGUACGGUACGUGCAUUAUACAUUUUAUCCUUAAAGUACGUGAAUUUUUCAAAAAAUUUUGAAAAAUUCAUAAACGGGAGUAUUAUACGUGAAUUGUACGUUCGAGUGUAUUAUACGCGAAUUAUACGCGAAUAAACUAACAGAGCCCGUACGUAGUAAAAUACUAAAAUAAUAGAGGGACAGGGGGUGAGUUUCCCGCAUCCGAACAUUGGAAACGCGUAUCCGGCCCGUUUUUUAAUUUUGCCAAAGUUGGAAACGAGUUUCCUCAUACAAAACAGAGUUUGGGAAAUAUAUCUAGAAUUAAACCUCUCGUCUUCAUUCUUCAACCCUGGCAUCGUCCAAUCAUCGUCGAGGUGUGAAGGCGUCGCUGAUUUUUGGCCAGUCUAACCGCAGUCGCCUGUUUAAGACUGUAGGUUUUUUUUUUAUUAAAAACAAAGCCCAUCGUAGAAGAUCCUCAAGACUUAGAGAGUCUAGAGACGCAAAUUGGCAGGAAGCAGACGAACGCACAGAACUCCCAAAGUCUUUUUCAGCCCUUCGCCGGCUUCAGCAAACGUUGUCAUCUUGGUGAGCAGGUCUCAGCAGCUUUCGGCAUCACUUUUUGGAGAAAGCAACGCCUCCCUCAGUGCUUUUGAUUGAAAGCUCAUCCGUACUGCUUUUGUUCGCUUUUCACCACAAAUAAGCUUGGCUGAACCUUACUUAGAAUAAAAUAUGGGAAAACAAACAGUUUUAGGUGUAAAAAGAUGCAAUAACCAAGUGCCUUUACGGAAGUGCCAAAAUGUAAAGACUCCACGAUUUGACAGAGAUGAGAAGAUUAAAGAAAGGCCAUUGUCAAAAUUCUCAGGAGCAAAACUAUUCAAUAAUGAAGAGCCCACAAUGUAUGCUAAGUUAUUGUUGUCGUUGAGGCAAACAGAAGCACAUACAGUUGAUUUGGGAGAGGAUUUCGAUGAUGGUCAGGAAUCAUCCGAUGGAUAUGGAGGAAAAGAAGAAGAAUGCCAUGGUGAGUAUUCAAGACCUAUUGAUGUUGGAGAUGACCACCAAGGAUAUGAUUUGGAAGAUGAUACUGAUUUGGAGGCAUCAGAUACAGAUGAAAUACAUGAUGGGAGAGUAAAUAGUCAGUCUGUUGUAGAACCACUGAUGAAUACACGCUUUCAGAAACAUUUGGACUACAAGUUAUCAAAAGAAGAGGUUAAUACGCUGCUGGAAAAGAAGUGGAAAUACCAGUGGGAGCUAGAGUUUUCCAAUUGGAAGUGGGGGGGCACAGGGGAAUGCUUUCUGAAGGAACUAGACAUGUAUCCUUGUUAUGGUCUCAAACCAUUGUUCUAUAAACAUUGGUUGGACAGUUAUAAGGAGUCUGGCGGCCAAGAUUUUCACUCUUCUAGGCAGAGAUCAUUCUUCUCCAUUUGCAGCAGCUACCGAGAUGUAUUGCAUGAUAACAAGAAGCCCUUCUAUCUCAAAGGGCGGGAAGAAGAUGCCAAUAUCAUGGAUGCAUAUGUCAUGCAUUCGCUAAAUCACGUAUUCAAGACUAGGGAUCUUUUGAAGAAAAACAAAGCAAAACUGACUAAGCUACAAGGAAACAUGAAUGUGGAAACUAUUAAUGAUGAAGCUUUUCUUGAUCAUGGGUUUACUCGACCUAAGGUUUUGAUCCUUCUGCCAAUAGCAAGCAUUGCACUUCUGGUAGUUCAAAGGCUGAUCAAGUUGACACCCCCAAAAUACAAGGCUAACAUUGAGAAUCUUGAGCGUUUUUUUCAAGAGUUUGGAAGUGAAGUGACUGAUGAUGAGGAUGAAGAUGUUAGAGAAGGCUUAAAGUCAAGAAAGACCUCUAAACCUCCCGACUUCAAAGCAUUGUUUGGAGGGAAUGACAAUGACCGUUUCAUGCUUGGUAUGAAGUUCAACAGGAGGAGUAUAAGAUUAUAUGGUGAUUUCCACUCUUCAGAUAUGAUCAUUGCAUCUCCUCUUGGAUUGGAAACUAAAAUUCAUGAGGCUGAACGAAGGAAAGAUAAAGAUGUGGAUUAUCUUUCUUCUAUUGAGGUUCUAAUUAUAGAUCAUGCAGAUAUCAUAUUAAUGCAGAAUUGGACAUACUUAAUUGAUGUUGUUGAGAAAUUGAACCAGAUGCCUUCUCAGCAGCAUGGAACAGAUAUUAUGCGCAUAAGGCAAUGGUACUUAGAUGGACAAGCACCAUUCUACAGGCAAACAAUGGUCUUCAGUUCACACUCAAACCAGUACAUUAAUGCUCUAUUCAACCAUCACUGCCUUAACUACGAGGGAAAGGUUAAAUCAGUUUGUGAAUACAAGGGAGUUUUAUCAGAAGUACUUAAAAUAAGCCAGAUUUAUGAACGUUUUGAUACGAAGACAAUAGAAAAUGCCGAUGAUUCUCGUUUUGAAUAUUUCACUAAAACGGUGUUUCCAAAGAUAAAAGAUUCAACGCAGGGUGGCAUAAUGAUCUUCUUUAGUUGUUCCUUUGACUACUUGCGAAUCGCGAAGUUCCUCAAGUCACAAGAGGCGUCAUUUUGUCGGCUGGGAGAGGAAACCAUGCCCAGGAAUAUUUCUCAUGUACGAGGUUUGUUCUUCACUGGAAAGAAAAAAAUCAUGCUUUACACAGAGAGAUUUCACUUCUAUUACAGAUACAAGAUUCGCGGCAUCCAAAACUUGAUCAUUUAUUCGCUUCCAGAGAGGAAAGAACUUUUUGUUGAGGUACUCAAUAUGCUAGAAGGCCCAACUUGCAGGAUUUUGUUUUCUCCUUUUGACCUAUUGAAGCUCCAAAGAAUUGUAGGUUCUUCUACGGCAAAAUUAAUGAUCGCGUCAGACCAGAAGUUGCUCACUUUUGACUCGUCAAAUUGCUAAUGUAACAGUACAAGGUCACUCAAUUUUGGUAAGAUAGCUCUAAGAGGAGGACGGCAUAUUUAGUUUAAUUUAUACAAUGUAAAUACGUAAUUAGUUCAAUUAAUGAUUGAAUGAUUAUCUAGUUUUGGAGUCUUGCUCCCCUGUGUAUUAUUUUGGGAUUUAUAUUACGGAGUAUUUGGCACCAAAACUUUGAUAGUUUGAUGCCUCUUAUUAGCCAAGUAUCCAAUGGCAAUUUGGUUACAUUAUGAAAAUAGAUUAAAAGUUUAAAGGGUAAAAGGUCAAAUAGG
Cuscuta epithymum is the source of this 3282-nucleotide messenger RNA. The record is from the annotation of a GenBank genome assembly. NCBI's taxonomy places the organism in Eukaryota, Viridiplantae, Streptophyta, Magnoliopsida, Solanales, Convolvulaceae.